UUUUGUUUGUUUACAUCACACGUGCCUUGAGACUGCCGGCGCCGGCAAUUGGCAAAAACGCGCAGUAGAUACCGUAAAGAAAAUUUAGUUCUUAGAUAUGGAGGUGGAUAAAGUUCCGCCUGUAGUAGAUGAAUCUACUCCAGAAGAGGCCGUUGAGAAGAAAGCUGAAAAAUGUGAAAUGAAGGGAGAAGAAUAUGCGUACCUCGAUGCCACCGGCUUCACGUCCGAGUUGUUCAAAAUCGAAAUUCGAGGACUUCCCAAGUACUAUGGUAUCGGUGAACUGAAAAAGCUUCUGAACGUGAAGAUGAAGCUUUCAACAAACAAAAUAAAAAUUAUGAAACCUGGCAGUCCAUUCAUUUUCAUCUGCUUUCGCAAUCAAGAGGAUCGUGAAGCGGCAAUAAAAGCUCUCGAUGGUUACAAAUGGAAGGGCAAAGAGUUGUCGGCUUUCGAAGCGAAGCCUGCCCCGGAUCCUUUGGUCCGAAGGCGUAAGGAAGCAUCCGGUACCGAGGGUGAGCCUAUGAACAUCAAGCGCCGCACGGUGGAAGCAUCAGCAACGUCGCUUGCAUACCUGUCUUACGAGCAGCAGCUAAAGCAGAAGCAGUCGGAAAUGGAAAACGUACUACAAAAGUUUGGCAAAGAGCUGUGGUCAUCCAUUCCGACGUUACGGGUGUUUGUGGAGAAGCAACGCCAAGAGCACGGCGGCCUUCCUUGUGCAUUUGAACCGAUUCGACCAUCGCCAAUGCAAGAUGGGUAUCGAAAUAAGUGCGAAUUUUCCAUCGGCAAAGAUGCACAAGGAGUUAAACGCGUGGGCUUCCGAGUGGGAAGCUACACUAACGGUUUCCUAGAGGUUGAACCGAUAGCACACCUGAAACACAUCCCAGACUGUAUGAAACAAGCAGUGGCACUGUUUGAAGAGUUUGUACAAAGUUCACCGUUCGAAGUGUACAGCGCCGAGACGUAUCAGGGCUACUUUCGGCAAAUGACCGUCCGAAUGUCACACGCUACCGGUCAGGUGAUGGUGAUCGUUGGUGUGCAUCUCCAAUCGCUGUCCGAAACCGAACAAAAGGACAUGAAAGCAGCCAUUGUCGAAUGUUUGACAUCGGAGACGGGCAAAAAGGCAGGCAUCUGUUCGAUCCAUUUUGAAGUGAUUCAAAAACGUCAACAAGGCCAAUACACCAACCCAAUCGAACACUUGUAUGGAGAUACACAUAUUGAGGAUACAAUUUUGGGACUCACAUUCCGCAUCAGCCCGGGAGCAUUUUUUCAAAUCAACACCCCUGCGGCGCAACUGCUGUAUCAGUGUGCCAUUGAUGUAGCUGCGCCCGACAGAAACACCAGCCUGUUGGACAUUUGCUGUGGAACUGGUACAAUCGGUUUGUGUUUCGCUCGUCACUGCAAACAAGUGCUUGGUGUCGACAUCGUUGAACAAGCCAUUAAAGACGCGGAAUAUAAUGCUCAAAAAAACGGGAUUGAGAAUUGUAAAUUUUUCGCUGGAAACGCGGAUGAUUUAAUUACUUCUCUGAUCAGGCAAGCGAACAUUAGUCCAGAGCAACAGGAAUCAUUGAUAGCAAUCGUCGACCCACCGAGGGCUGGACUUCAUAUCCGCUCAAUUACACAACUGAGAAAUGCACGUGGACUAGACAAGCUGGUAUACGUGUCGUGCUCUCCGCAAAGCGCCAUCAAAAAUUGGAUCGACCUAAUGCGCCCUUGCUCGAAGCAACUACGCGGAGACCCAUUCGUAGCGAAGAAAGCCAUCGCAGUGGAUAUGUUUCCACAUACUCCACACACGGAAUUGAUCAUAUUGUUUGAACGCGAGACAGAAAAGAAGUCAGAAUCUGUCGCUGAAGAAGCAACAGUGAACGAUGUGCGAGAAACUCACGAAGGUUCUCAACUGUCCGUAGAUGUUUAAUGAAAUAAAUAUGAAUAACAUAAACUUUUCUAAUGUA
This is a messenger RNA of Anopheles funestus (African malaria mosquito), 1946 nucleotides long. RefSeq names its product tRNA (uracil-5-)-methyltransferase homolog A. The coding region runs from base 98 to 1909 and encodes 603 amino acids. Gene Ontology annotation, biological process: RNA processing. The transcript is spliced from 3 exons. Lineage: Eukaryota; Metazoa; Arthropoda; Insecta; Diptera; Culicidae. The record is from RefSeq and is a predicted model, not a curated record. Gene Ontology annotation, molecular function: RNA methyltransferase activity; RNA binding.